AUGAAUAUUAGCUCUGAACUUAAAAAAAAAAUGAAGAUCUUUGGUUUUGAGAGGGAUAACCAAACUUUGUCGUGUAGUGCCGAAAAUCUAGAAGAUGUUUACACUUCUAGUUUUGAACUCUAUCCUUUCCACGAGGGCAAAGAGUUUGCUGUGUAUAAAGGUCUAUAUAAUGGAAUAGGUCCGAAGCGUGGUGAAUUUUGUGUAGUUAAAAGUAAACUGAACAAAAAGCAGAAGCUGAAUUCUUGGAAUCAAAUUACUUUUAUUAGUGCGAAAGCCCAGCAUUAUUCAUAUCUUUUCAAUUCAUACGUCAAACAUCGUUUCAUUAGCUUCACCUCGCCUCGUCAAGCCAUUCUAGAAACAGUCUCCGAUUUCAUUCCCGUUAUUAGACUUGUCAAACAUCAUGAAAAUAAACUGAAAUCAAGGGAAAUCAUUCUGAUGGAAGACUUUAUUGAAGGAAAAUUUCAAAGAUUCAGUACGCCGUCUGGUUUAGUGAACAGUGCAAACUGUGACGGUAUUCUUGAAGCUUUCUCACAUUUUUCAUGGAACGUUUCGCGCGAAAUAAUCAUUUCCGGUUUACAAGGAGCAUGUCAAGGCGCCACCUAUCAUCUCACUACACCUACAAUUCAUUCAACAACUGGAUCGUUUGGAGAAAAUGAUAGACAGUGGCCAGGGAUCUUAGAAUUCUUUGCCUCACAUCGAUGUAACAAUAUCUGCAGUGGAUGGAUGCGACCAGAUGUUCCCCACCAUCUCAAGUUCUAUAGUUCCACAAACUGUUGUAAAGCCACAGCACCAACACCAUCAUUUAGUGAAGCAUCGAGUCACUUUUAG
Lottia gigantea (owl limpet) is the source of this 828-nucleotide messenger RNA. RefSeq lists its product as hypothetical. Gene Ontology annotation, molecular function: ATP binding; protein serine/threonine kinase activity. NCBI's taxonomy places the organism in Eukaryota, Metazoa, Mollusca, Gastropoda, Lottiidae. Gene Ontology annotation, biological process: protein phosphorylation. The transcript is spliced from 2 exons. The coding region runs from base 1 to 828 and encodes 275 amino acids. The record is from RefSeq and is a predicted model, not a curated record.